Astrephomene gubernaculifera is the source of this 1269-nucleotide messenger RNA. The record is from the annotation of a GenBank genome assembly. NCBI's taxonomy places the organism in Eukaryota, Viridiplantae, Chlorophyta, Chlorophyceae, Chlamydomonadales, Astrephomenaceae.
CAUGACUCCGGGAGCCUUACAUAUAUAGAUAACCAAUGCUUCAAAUAGUUUGUCGCUCCUAAAUAUACGUCGCCCUUGUAAGCUUCUAGGCCGUGUCCCACUUUUUUCCUUAUUUCUCGGCUAGCUUGCAAUUCAAAGUAUAUCAGAGUUGUUAUAGCAACACUAUGCACUGCAGCCUAGCAGUACCGCGUGCGCCAGGGGCGAUGGGUCCUCAUGCCGCCCAUCUAGAAAGCCGCAAGCCAGGCCCGGCGGUACACCCGGGUCCCGUUCGCUUACACAUGCCUUCCGUGGAGGAGCUGGAGGGCCCUGUUGCAGGGCGCGACCCUGCCUACUUGCUAUCCUUUGACGGCGAUGCUGGAGAUGCGCACCAGUAUCGGCCCUGGCGCGGCGCGGUGUCCUCUACAGACGCGGGCGGCUACCUAUCGUUCGACGGAGAUAGCUUUGACGCCUUUAAGGCUAACCACCAUGCAGGAGGCCGCAAGUGCGCCCCCGUCGCCCCCCAGCGGCACCCUAAGCGGGGCAAAUCCUCGCGCACACAACCAAGUGGGCUGUAGAGUGAAAGCGAGGUGGCGAGUGACAGCGAGCGACAGUGUUCGCGGGGGUUGCGUGACAUUAUAUGAACUGCGUAGCCGACAGCGGUAGGCCCUGCAAGGGUUGUCGUGUACCAGCAUUAGGACAAUAUCGGUAAGUUAGGGUGCCUGUUUACACCAACGCCGAAGCAGGGCAGCGGUAGCGCCAUCAGCAUUCAUACCUAGCGAAGUCGUGCAACAAUUACCAUGCUGACACCAUAUUUUUCCUUAUUCCUAGCUUCUAGAACUAGACUUGCCUGGACUACUGGGCAUUCCCAAUUCAGCGUGUCUUUGUAUGGGAGUGGCAACGACAAGGGCCUAAACAGGAAGGCCAUGCAGACGCCUCAUGAUAGAACGCGUGCUUACCAAUUCGUUUGUCUUUUGUCUAGCGCGCAUAGGAUCCCGUUUUGUGUACGAGCCUAGAGGUGUAGAAGGCCGUCAAUACUGUCCUAGGGUGAGGACACGCCUUCACGUUUGUCAAUUGCAACGGUUUAGUGAAUAACGCACGGGGCUGCAGGGAUGGAAGCAUUUCGGAAUACUGUAACGCAGUAUCUGUACGGUGUACAGUUCGAAUGCCUGCUGGUCAAGAAGGAAGUUGUGCUAGGCUUUUCUUACUGUGCUGAUACCGUAAGUGCUACUGGGGGCAACUAAUUUCUAACGACUAACCGUGUAACGCCAAGCGUACACAUGACCUAAAGGG